Danaus chrysippus (African queen) is the source of this 2760-nucleotide messenger RNA. The record is from the annotation of a GenBank genome assembly. NCBI's taxonomy places the organism in Eukaryota, Metazoa, Arthropoda, Insecta, Lepidoptera, Nymphalidae.
AUGUCGCCUUCCCCGAUCCGAUGCCGCGGGCCGUGGAAAAUACAUAAACGUUCUUCUGAGCCGGACCGUUGGCUCGAUGAAAUGGGUUUUUUUCGUAAGCAUACGGCCCGCGACUCCAGUUGUCUGUUUAGAGCCGUGUCCGAAAACGUUUAUAACACUCAGAGAUAUUUUCACAAAGUGCGCCUGGACUGCGUUCAGUUCAUGGCCGCGCAUCGCCACCUCUUUGAAGGGUCAUUGUCUUGUCCAUUUGACAAUUACCUUAAAGAGAUGUCUAACCCAUCAGAAUGGGGUGGUCCCAUUGAGAUAUCGGCCAUGAGCCAUCUUUAUAGACGUGAUUUUGUUAUAUUUGAAGCUAACAAAGGUCCUCAGACUAAAGUCUGUAACGGCUAUGGCAACACCACUUACCUGUUCUACUCCCCCGACACUAAACAUUUUGAUGCCGUUUACACUAAAGAUUUCAUUAAUGCAUCAUCUUUCUGUCAGUCGUUGGUAUAUGAGAUACUAUAUGACGGGGUGUACCAGCUCAAAGACCUGCCGUACGCCGUAGAUAAAAUGCUACACGAUAAGGUCCCGACUAACCACAUAGAAUAUUUCAUGUCGGAAAAUGUCGAACGACGUAAAAAACAGAAAGAGAGAGCGAAGAUCUUUAUAGAGGCGCCGAGCGAGGACGACAAGGACAGAAAUAAUAAUGCACUGGCCCUCAAGUGUAAACACCACACACAAGACCUGGAGAGGGCCAGCCUGCUCAAGGAGUCUCUGAGCAUCUUCGUGUUCAACCGGAGCCUCAUCCAGCUGGAGAACGUGUGCAUGAACUGUCUGAACGUGAACAGCGCCAAGGACCUGCUGGAGAACGGCAUCACGCCCUUCCCCUACAAGGUGGCCAAGGCGCUGGACCCCGACAUAUACCGCAACAUAGAGUUCGACGUGUGGAGCGAGCUGCGCAGAGAGCUCCGCUACGGCGCGCGGUACUGCGACGGCAGCACGCUGCAAGUGGGCGUCAAGUGUCUGUGUAGGCUGGAGGCCGAGCAGUCCGCGCCCUACCACUGCCACAUACAGGAGAUGCGGCCCGACGGACCCUGCCUGGUGUUCGUGGAGGAGCUGGGCGAGAAGAGGCUCGUGGACCUGGACCGGCUCGAGCCGCUGCCGGUAGAGCAGAUCAAACCCUGGGCACCUCCCUAUAGAUACUCCCGCACCAACUCCCAGAUACUCAACUUGAGCCAAAUGUUGCAGCAAAUAGGCAAUAUCACACGGAAGCAAGGAUUGAGGGCCAAGAAGACGAAGGAGGAGUCUGAUAAGGGUCACAGGGAGUCCGGGAGCGACAAGGAGGCCGAGGGUCACGACCUGCCCCUGUACUGUCAGGGAGUCUACAGCUACCCCCACACGGACUUUAUCAAUUUCCAACCGAUGCCUGUUGAGGUAAAAGCACUUCCCCUCAUGGUGGACUGCCGGCCGGCGGGCGCUCCGCCCCACGACAUGCCCCACAACAACGGGACCGGCGACAACAGCCAUCAGCAGGCUCCCAGCGGCGAGAUGGUGUCUCACGCGCGCGCCUCCACUCCCGCCGCGCCCGCAUACCAGCACGCAUACAACGGUGCGAUGCCAUCCGUCCCUCCGGUGGGCGUGGGCGGUGUGGGCGGCGUGGGCGUGGGCGGUGUGGGUUACUGCGCCCCCUACGGGUGCGGGAUGAAGUCCGUAGUAUGGUGCGCGCCCCACGCGCCCCCUCCUCCUCCGCCAGGCGUCAACCCGCACGCCUACAAGAGCCUGCAGCCAAGCGGCGCCGACCUGCCCAUGAACGACAUGGCCACUCUGCGGUUCUACUUCAACGUGGGCGUGGAGUGCGUCUGGGCGGCGUACGGAGCGCCUCAGCCGCCCGCCCAGCCGCCUCAGCCGCCCGCCCACAGACACUACUCGCCGCGCGACCUGACCCAGGACAUGGCCGCUGUUUCUCUUGAUCACAAGAAGGACAAGCCGCCUCCGCUGAAGGGCAACCCGCAGAGGCCACUCGUUGGACCGAGGUUCAAACGCAACAACAACCAGGACGGGAAUCAGAACAAGGGCCACAACAACAACAACAUGCCCAACAAGGGUCCCAACAACCGUCGCAACUCGCACGUGGACGGUCGCGUGCAGUACAUGGGCGGCAUGGGCGCCGGCGGCGUGGGCGGCGUGGGCGUGGGCGUAGGUCUGGGCGAUGAGUGCGUGGAGCCCCUGGUUCCUUUCCCCUACCUGUACCCUCCGCCGCUGUACUCAGUUCCCUAUUACCCCAUCGAUUCUGAACCUGCCAUGAUGGGCAUGAUGAGCGGCAUGGGCGGUAUGGGCGGCAUGGGCUACGUGCCCUACGAGGAGGGCGUGGAGUACGCGCCCGUGCAGCCGUUCUACCCGCCGCAGUUCGCCCCGCCGCCUCACGCGCUGGGCCCGGCGCCCCCCCCGGCCGGCCCGGCGCCGCCCCCCGCGCAGCACGCGCCGCCCGCCCCCAUCCACCACCCGGAACACAAACUGAUAGUGACCAGCCGGUCCCCGUUCCCGUCCCCGUGUCGUGUCGUGUCCCGUCUGCGCGAGGGUCGAGCUGGUCUCCUCAUAUAUACGGCCGUCCCUCUACCCUCGCCUCUCUAUGAUAUUUUUGGAAGGUUUAUAAAAGUUUUGGCUGUGAUUCGGACGCAAUUUUGCCAUUUUGAAAGUUAUCGUCCGCCGCCACCGCGUUGGAAGGAAGCGAACACGCUCAUAGCGACCCUCUCCACUGAGGAAACGAACUCCCGUUGA